Molecule: messenger RNA, 273 nt
Organism: Fusarium redolens
Lineage: Eukaryota; Fungi; Ascomycota; Sordariomycetes; Hypocreales; Nectriaceae
Exons: 2
Coding region: 1-273 (90 amino acids)
Source: RefSeq, a predicted model, not a curated record
AUGGAGCUCUGGCACUCAGGCCGCAAAGUCUGCUCCGAGCGUGCAUCAGCUUUCUUCGCCGACAAUGAAGACUUUUACCAAUGGGACUGUCCUGAUCUCGAUGAACCUCGAGUCAGCUGGCGUGUACAGACUCGUGAGAAUGGUCAGCAGCUUAGUAUCUCCACUGUGAUUGGGGAUGAGGUGCUUAAAGUGUAUGAAGUCAAGAAUGAGGACACAGACUACACGGACUGCUGCGGUGCUUGGGCUGACAAUGGAUGCAAGGCGAAGGCAUAG